AUGGACGCAAAUGUCUCCUCCCGCGAGGGACCAACGAAGAACUUUUUCAUAUUCGGGCACAACAUCUCCCAUACUCUGUCUCCAACGCUGCACAACACUGGCUUCAGGGAGCUCGGCCUACCUCAUCACUACCAGAUCCACCAGACAGUGAGCGUGGAUGAUACAGUCAAAGAAAUCAUCCACCGAGAUGACUUCGGCGGCGCCUCCGUCACAUUCCCCCACAAGCUUCAGAUUGGCAGACUACUAGACUCGGUCACCGACUUCGCCGACAAGAUCGGGGCCGUGAACACCGUUGUCGUCGACACUGACCCGACAUCCGGAAAGCGGCGAUUGGUCGGCGAUAACACGGACUGGCAUGGCAUCAAGAGAUGUAUAGCGAAGAGCGAACUUCAGGAUUUGCAGUCGUCCGCUGCUUUGGUGCUAGGCGCUGGCGGAGCAGCUCGUGCUGCCUGCUUUGCCAUCCAAGAGCUUGGGAUUUCGGAAGUUCUCAUCGUCAACCGCACAGCAUCGAAGGCAUAUGAUAUGGCGAUCAAUUUCCCAGGAAUCAAGGAAGCUCAUGUGUUUGAGACUUUGGAAGAGGCUGUCGCGGACAGACAAAGACGCGGUGCUUCUGCCAAGCCGCUUCAAGUUGUAGUCGCCUGUGUCCCGGCCGAUGACCUGGGGUCGGCGAAAAUCCCCGCGGCGCUGUUCUCUGGGGCUGACUCGGGGGUUCUUGUGGAGAUGGCCUACCGACCUCAGGUCACAGGAAUGAUGUUCGUGGCCUCGCUACAUGAAGGCUGGAGGGUAUUCAGAGGUAUUGAUGUCUUGGAGGAGCAAGCCUACGCGCAGUUCGAGUUGUGGACGGGGAGAAAGGCGCCUGUGGAGGUGAUGAGGGCGGCUAUGCAGGCAAAGAUUAAGGAAAAUGAGCAAUCAGCUUCCUCCAAGUAG
Colletotrichum chrysophilum is the source of this 927-nucleotide messenger RNA. RefSeq lists its product as uncharacterized. NCBI's taxonomy places the organism in Eukaryota, Fungi, Ascomycota, Sordariomycetes, Glomerellales, Glomerellaceae. The transcript has a single exon. Gene Ontology annotation, molecular function: shikimate 3-dehydrogenase (NADP+) activity. Gene Ontology annotation, cellular component: cytoplasm. Gene Ontology annotation, biological process: shikimate metabolic process; chorismate biosynthetic process. The coding region runs from base 1 to 927 and encodes 308 amino acids. The record is from RefSeq and is a predicted model, not a curated record.